AUAUAAAUCUAACUGCGUUACUGGCUCGUCCACCAUUUUGGGAUUCUAUGGUUGCUCUUGCCUAGUCAUUGCAAUCUCAUCGCUUCUCAAAGAUGUCUGACCAGCUUUGUAAACUCUUCGUCGGAGGCCUCAACGUGGACACAGACGACGAUGGCCUGCGUAAGCACUUCGAGCAGUACGGGGUUCUGACCGACUGCGUUGUGGUGGUGAACAAGCAGCUGCAGAGGUCUCGCUGCUUCGGCUUCGUCACCUACUCGACGCCGGAGGAGGCAGACGCAGCCAUGGACGCUAGGCCGCACAACGUCGACGGCAACUCGGUUGAGGUGAAGCGGGCCAUGUCGCGAGAAGACGCCAACAAGCCUGAGGCCCUCGCUAAGGUGAAGAAAAUAUUUGUCGGUGGCCUGAAAGACGACAUCGAAGAGGAUCACCUGACCGAAUAUUUCUCACAAUAUGGUCAAAUCGAAAAGUCUGAAGUCAUCUCUGAGAAAGAUACCGGUAAGAAGAGAGGCUUCGGCUUUGUUUACUUCACCGACCACGACGCUGCCGACAAGGCUGUGGUAGUGAAGUUCCACACCAUUAAUGGACAUAAGGUGGAGGUGAAGAAAGCCCUCACCAAGCAAGAGAUGCAGGCGGCAAAUAGAUCCGGCAUGGCGCCUCGAGGAAGGCCGGGCCGCGGCAUGAGGGGAAGUCAAAAUGGCUUCAGUGGCAGAGACUAUGGCGGAAACUACAACUACGGAAAUGGCGGAGGCUACAAUGGCGGCGGCGGAGGAGGAGGAGGGUAUGGUGGCUAUGGAGGACAUUAUGGUGGUGGCUACGGAGACCAAGGAAGCGGCUAUGGUGGCGGAAACGGCUACAACGACUUCGGCUCCUAUGGCCAACACGCCUCUGGCUACGGUCCCAUGAAAGGAGGACCCUUCGGAGGUCAGAGGAACCCUGCCCCCUACACCCGGGGAGGUGGCGGCGGCGGCGGCUACCCGAGAGGCGGCGGCUACUGCGGCUACUAGAUCACCCCCCCGUAUCGAUUCCCUCCAGCCAGGAUUUGGACGUCAAAAGUUAAUCACUAAGGGGUGUCGUUUGUCAUGGCGGACCCCGUAAACAUAAUGAAGACCUCAAAGCCCCGAACAGGUUGCUAUGGUAACCUGGUCAGGAGAGCGGCACCCUGAUGGUGAUGUGGGUGUGCGGGUGCACAUCCACAGGGGAGGACCCAGAAGGUGGUUGUCUUCUCCCCUCAGGUGAAGUCCCAUUUCACUAAGGACCUGCCCCCGUUGGCUUCUAGAUGGGGGUCAUCUUGUUCCCUACUGGUGAUGCUUGGUUGAGAGUGAACGUGCAUGCAGACCCCAGUGCCAACAAAAGAGAUUUUGUAUCAAAUAUAUUAUGUUUCCCACAGGACUGCAAUCUACUUGGGGCUUUGGGAGUAGGCUCUAGAAGACGUUAUGGAUUUGCUUAACUGGCCACGAUGAAAGUGCAUAUGAUUUUUUGAUUGUUGUGGGAGACAAAGUGCGUCAAACAUGAAUAGCAAAACAAAUACGUUUACAAUACAAAGGGAUUUUUCUCAGGCUUUUUAGUCGCUAGCAAGGCUGGAAUCUCAGGGUAUCUGACAAUAUUUUCAUUAUAGGAUGAAAAACAAAAAAAUGCCUUUAUUUUUGCUGCACAAUUUAAAUCAUAAUAGAAAUGGCAUCAAGUACAAAUAGCAAACGCUGAAAAAUUACUCCCAACAUACCUGUAAAUGGUUUUUGUUUUGGGUGUCUCAGCUCAUGUCUUAGUAGCUCAAAUAAGUAGAAACCUACCAAAAAUAUUUAGUGUCAGUCUGUCCCAGAUGGUCCGACUCUAACUGAAACACUCCUGAUUUUGUUUUCCCGCAAGAAAUAAAGCACAUUCAGACACCCCAAAAUAUCCAUCCAUCAAUUUUCUAUGCUGCUUAUCCUUGCUAGGAUCGUGGGUGUGCUGGAGCCUCUCUCAGCUGUCUUCACGCAAGAGGCAGGGCACACUCUGGACUGGUCACAGGCCAAUUGCAGGACACAUGCUAACGUAUAUUUUUGGACUGGAGUACCCGGCGUAAACAUGACAGACGCUCAAGCGGCGAAUAGAACCCAGGUUUUCCUGAUGAUCUGUGUGGCCUACAUCCUAACCACCCAUUCACUGUGCGGCACCAAAAAAUAUCAAAACACUUCCAUAAUUAGUUUGCAUGCAGAAAUAAAACUGGAAGUGCACUUUUACCUAGACUGUUGACAACUGUGAGGCAGCAAGAUUCAGACAGACGUAAACUUAAUUGGACAUAAUCCAAAAAUAGGCUAACCGGAUGGAUUUCGAUCUAUAGUAGUCCUGACAUACCGGUACCGGCUGUUUAUUUGAAGAAUUUGUAUUUUAUUUUUAAGAUAUGCCUCUAUUCGUCCCUCAGUGGGGAAAUUUGUAUUGCACAGCAUCAAGAGUACAGAGUCUGUUAAGCAGUACAAAAUACACAAUAUAGAAAAAUAAACAACCCAAGUAUUAACAAAAUCUACAGUUUUUCCCAGAGUUAUAUACAAUAUGGUAUGUAGAUAUGAAGCGAAAUGAGAUAUAUGACCAGUCUAUACACUGAGAUCUUGUUAGAGAGUUAAUAUGAGGCAUUAUGGAAACAUUUUCAUGGCAGUCUUGGGAGCCAUCAGGCCAGAAAAAAAGUUGCUACAUUUAUAAUUAGUCGCAUUCAUUCAUUUUCUACCGCUUUUUCCUCACGAGGGUCGCGGGGGUGCUGGAGCCUAUCCCAGCUGUCUUCGGGCGAGAGGCGGGGUACACCCUGGACUGGUGGCCAGCCAAUCACAGGGCACAUAUAGACAAACAACCAUUCACACUCACAUUCAUACCUAUGGACAAUUUGGAGUGGCCAAUUAACCUAGCAUGUUUUUGGAAUGUGGGAGGAAACCGGAGUACCCGGAGAAAACCCACGCAUGCACGGGGAGAACAUGCAAACUCCACACAGAGAUGGCCGAGGGCGGGGACCGAACCCUGGUCUCCUAGCUGUGAGGUCUGCGCACUAACCACCAGACCGCCGUGCCGCCCAUAAUUAGUCACAUUUUAAGUAAAAUGUAGAGGGGUCUGAAUAUUCGCUAAAUGUAGCUACCAGAUCUCUAAGUAAACACUGAUCCCUCCUGCAAUAUGUUCUUAUUCUCUGACAAACCAGGUGCGUUAAGCAAGUUAGGAUGCCCUCUACUCUAUGGACCGCAAGCGCCGUUCAAGUCCCAUUGUAUGUUAAUGAGAGCAUAUAUUCACGUGGACUGCCACAAAUAAACUAAUGCCUGGGAAA
Molecule: messenger RNA, 3280 nt
Organism: Doryrhamphus excisus (bluestripe pipefish)
Lineage: Eukaryota; Metazoa; Chordata; Actinopteri; Syngnathiformes; Syngnathidae
Source: RefSeq, a predicted model, not a curated record